GAGUGGCAUCUUUCGGUCCACUUCCCCAUUUGCUCCAGACAAAAAGGUUAACGCUUUAAGGUUGCAUUUAGUGUUCUCUUCUCUUGUAGCACCACACUCACAACAUGGGAAAUUUGGCAGCCAACGAGGGACUCUCCAUCUUUGUCAUUCUGGUUUGGCUCGGGAUUAACGCCUUCCUCUUCGUCCAUUUUUACAUGGCCUUUCUGGUCGAAAAAUGGUUCUACACACGUGUGCUGCUCGGGCAUGCUCUUUCAUGGGCCCGGGCUCCAGCCGCCUGCCUCAACUUUAACUGCAUGCUCAUCCUGCUUCCCGUCUGCAGGAAUCUACUCUCAUUCAUGCGUGGCUCCAUCCAGUUCUGCAGCCGCACAGCCGCUCGGCAGCUGGACCGAAACAUCACUUUCCACAAGCUGGUGGCAUAUAUGAUUGCCUUUCACACAGCUGUGCAUAUCAUUGCACAUUUGUUCAACUUUGAGUAUUUCAUGGACGCUCAGCUAAACCGCAACAGCAGCCUCCUGCCCUUCGUUCUCUCUGAAUUUGGCAAUGACGACAAUGCGUCCUUCCUCAACCCCAUCAGGUCCAAUGAAACGAACCCAACCAUCGUCAUGUUUACAACCAUCGCUGGUGUGACAGGCGUGGUUAUCACGCUGGCCCUCAUCCUCAUCAUCACCUCAUCCAUGGAGGUCAUCCGCCGAUCGUACUUCGAGGUGUUCUGGUACACCCAUCACCUUUUUGUCCUCUUCUUCAUCGGGCUGGUAUUCCACGGCUUUGGGCGGAUAGUGCGAGGACAGACAGCCGCCAGUCUGACAACAAAUGACCCACAGUUCUGUGCGGAGCAGUUUGAGCACUGGGGAAAAAAUGGAACAGACUGUGCGGUUCCAGAGUUUGCUGGGAACCCACCAAUGACUUGGAAGUGGAUCGUAGGACCCAUGAUUCUUUACAUAUGUGAGAGGCUUGUUAGAAUCUACCGAUCUCACCAAAAAGUUGUCAUUACUAAGGUGGUGAUGCAUCCCUCCAAAACUCUGGAGCUGCAGAUGAAGAGGAAAGGUUUCCACAUGGAGGUGGGCCAGUACGUCUUUAUCCAGUGCCCAUCUGUCUCCAGGAUGGAGUGGCACCCUUUUACCCUGACCUCGGCCCCAGAGGAGGACUACUUCAGUGCCCACAUUCGAAUUGUUGGGGACUGGACUCAGGCGUUGUACGAAGCCUGUGGAGGAGACAAAACGGAACCUCAGGAGGCCUGGAAACUGCCAAAGAUGGCCAUCGACGGGCCAUUUGGCACUGCCAGUGAGGACGUGUUUCGAUACGAAGUGGUCAUGCUGGUGGGGGCCGGAAUCGGGGUCACACCUUUUGCAUCCAUCCUCAAGUCUGUGUGGUACAAACGUAUCCAGAACCGGGAUGUCUUCACCAAAAAGAUCUACUUCUACUGGCUUUGUCCGGAGACACAGGCCUUUGAGUGGUUUGCGGACUUGCUCCAGUCGCUGGAGAGCCAAAUGGCGGCGAAGAGUGUGACUGACUUCCUGAGCUACAACAUCUACCUAACCCGAUGGAAGGAGGCAGAGGCGGCCCACUUCUGGGUGCACCACGAGGCAGAGAAUGACCCAAUCACGGGACUCAAGCAGAAAACUCUUUAUGGGAAGCCUAACUGGGACACUGAGUUUACCAGCAUUGCGUCCAAGCAUCCCGGAACUAAAGUUGGGGUGUUUCUGUGUGGGCCACCACAGCUGGGCAAGUCUCUGGAGAAACAGUGUUUGUCACACUCAGAAGCAGAUGUCAAGUUCAUCUUUAACAAAGAAAACUUUUAACAUGCAAAUCGACACCUGGGUUUAAAGUCUUAAAGAUGUGCUUUGACAUGCCUGUGAAUAUUCUUAUUCACCCUGGUUAUUAUAAUAACGAGUCAUUAAAUCGAUCUAAACUAGA
This is a messenger RNA of Syngnathoides biaculeatus (alligator pipefish), 1914 nucleotides long. It is a transcript of the gene cybb, whose product is annotated as cytochrome b-245 heavy chain. Lineage: Eukaryota; Metazoa; Chordata; Actinopteri; Syngnathiformes; Syngnathidae. Bases 105 to 1799 code for a protein of 564 amino acids. Gene Ontology annotation, biological process: superoxide anion generation; defense response. Gene Ontology annotation, molecular function: superoxide-generating NAD(P)H oxidase activity. Gene Ontology annotation, cellular component: NADPH oxidase complex; plasma membrane. The transcript is spliced from 13 exons. The record is from RefSeq and is a predicted model, not a curated record.